Molecule: messenger RNA, 7559 nt
Organism: Salvelinus fontinalis (brook trout)
Lineage: Eukaryota; Metazoa; Chordata; Actinopteri; Salmoniformes; Salmonidae
Product: disheveled-associated activator of morphogenesis 1-like
Exons: 26
Coding region: 650-3862 (1070 amino acids)
Biological process (GO): actin cytoskeleton organization
Cellular component (GO): stress fiber
Molecular function (GO): small GTPase binding; actin binding
Source: RefSeq, a predicted model, not a curated record
CUGUGUGUUUGUGUGUCUCUGUCCGUAGUCUCAGACCAGUCUGGACUGGCUGCCUCUGUGCUCUGUGUAGCCAGUUCGACAGAUUGUUUCACCGUGGAGACUUUACGGGAUUGGAGUGAGACUUUUCUUGGAUAGAUUGAUAGCUCCCAGUGAGACAGUUCUGUGUGAUGGAUAGUUUGUGACUGAUCGGGAGAUCUUUUGGGAGCACACACGGGUCCUGUAGCCUACAGUAGUUGGCUCGACUCUACAGCUACGUGACCACGCUUCACUGACUCAACCCAUGGAUGUCAUAAUGCUAUGUCCAAGCUGAAGAGGUCUGUGUCUUUUCUGGUAGCUCUUCUGGAUGAGGCUGGAGCUGGAUGCGUUUCUCUCCUGUUCUGUGAUGGUGUGAUCUCACUGCUUGAGUUGUAGGAAGCCCUAUAUUCAGCGCCUUUCACACUUUCUAGUCUCUACUAUCUCUGUCUGCCUGCCUGUAUAGAGCAGAGCAGGCCUCGCUCUUUACUGUGGAGCUUGCUUAACUGCCUGGACUGGACAUUAUAGCAUGGAUGUUUAAUCAUAUAAGUGGAUCUAUUGCUGUUGUGUAUAAAGGGAGCCGUGGUGAGAGACGGUAACGUUCCCUAGAAAGGGCCCAAACCCUGGCCGCCACGCCAUGGCCCCUCGCAAGCGUCCAGGGCGGGGCCUCUCCGAUAUUUUCUGCUGUUUUAAAGGGAGUGAUCACCCGGAGAUCACCUACCGCCUUCGCCAUGACAGUAACUUCAUCCUACAGACCAUGGAGCCCUCCCUGCCCAUGCCGCUUGAAGAGGAGCUGGAUGCCAUGUUCUCUGAGCUGGUUGAUGAGCUGGAUCUGUCAGGGAAACACCGGGAAGUCAUGUUUGCCCUGCCAGCUGAGAAGAAAUGGCAGAUGUACUGUAGCAAGAAGAAGGAGGGAGAAGAGAGCAAGGGUGCGACUAGCUGGCCAGAGUUCUAUAUCGACCAGUUGAAUUCCAUGGCUGCUAGGAAGACCCUUAUUGCUUUGGAAAUGGAGGAUGAGGAAGAGAGGAACAAGACCAUAGAGAGCUUAAAGACAGCUCUAAGGACACAACCCAUGAGGUUUGUGACGCGGUUCAUCGACCUGGACGGUCUGACCUGCAUCCUGAACUUCCUGAAGAGCAUGGACUACGAGACCACCGAGUCCCAGAUCCACACGUCCCUGAUUGGCUGCAUCAAGGCCCUGAUGAACAACUCCCAGGGCCGCUCCCAUGUGCUCUCCCACACAGAGAGCAUCAACAUCAUUGCCCAGAGCCUGGCAACUGAGAACGUCAAGACCAAGGUGGCGGUGCUGGAGAUCAUGGGCGCUGUGUGUCUGGUGCCAGGAGGCCACAGGAAGAUCCUGGAGGCCAUGCUGCACUAUCAGAAGUUCGCUUGCGAGAGGACUCGCUUCCAGACUCUGCUGAAUGACCUGGACAGGAGUACGGGGCGCUACAGGGACGAGGUCAACCUGAAAACAGCCAUCAUGUCCUUCAUCAAUGCAGUGCUUAGUCAGGGAGCAGGGGAGUCAAGCUUUGAGUUCAGAAUUCACCUGCGAUACGAGUUCCUUAUGUUGGGCAUCCAGCCGGUCAUCGAUAAACUGAGAUCCCACGACAACUCAACGUUAGACAGGCAUUUGGACUUCUUUGAGAUGCUGAGAAACGAGGAUGAACUAUCUUUGGCAAAACGCUUUGACACUGUGCACAUUGACACAAAAAGUGCCACGCAAGUGUUUGAGCUCAUAAAGAAGAAGAUGAGCCACACAGAUGCACACCCGCACUUUAUAUCUGUCUUACAGCACUGUCUCCUUAUGCCUUACAAGCGUAGUGGGAACACAGUGCAUUACUGGCUCCUCCUGGACCGCAUCGUCCAGCAGAUCGUCCUGCAGAACGACAAAGGUCAUGACCCUGACGUCACCCCCCUGGAGAACUUCAACGUGAAGAACGUGGUGCGAAUGCUGGUCAACGAGAAUGAAGUCAAACAAUGGAAAGAACAGGCUGAGAAAAUGAGAAAAGAGCACCAUGAGCUGCAGCAGAAGUUUGAUAAGAAGGAACGCGAGUGUGAGGCCAAGACCCAGGAGAAGGAGGACAUGAUGCAGACACUGAAUAAGAUGAAGGAGAAGCUGGAGAAGGAGUCCAGCGAACACAAGCAGGUCAAGCAGCAAGUGGCCGACCUCUCCGCCCGGCUGCAUGACCUCAGCACUAGGCCAAAUCUAAGUGUUCCUGGUGGCCCUCCACUCAUACCUGGGGCCCCUGGAGGUCCCAUACCACCCCCUCCCAUGCAGGCUGCCAUGCCCCCACCCCCUCCACCACCCCCUGGGGGCAUGCCUCCACCGCCACCCCCUCCACCCGGUGGACCUCCUCCUCCUCCAGGCAUGGCUCCCCUUGGUCCCCCUCCUCCACCUGGAGCUCCCAUGGGACCAGGGCUGAAAAAGAAGAACAUCCCCCAGCCCUCCAACCCACUCAAGUCAUUCAACUGGGCCAAGCUGGCUGAGAAUAAGCUGGAGGGCACUGUGUGGACAGACGUCGAUGACAUCAAGGUUUUCAAAAUCCUGGACCUUGAGGACAUUGAGAAGACCUUCUCUGCAUACCAGAGACAGCAGGACUUCUUAACAAUGAACAAUAACAAGAAAGAGUCCGAAGAUGAUACGGUGACCUCCAAGAAGGUCAAGGAGCUGUCAGUCAUCGACGGUCGACGAGCACAGAACUGUAACAUCCUCCUCUCUCGGCUGAAGCUGACCAAUGAGGAGAUCAAGAGGGCCAUCCUGACUAUGGACGAACAGGAGGAUCUGCCCAAAGACAUGCUGGAGCAGCUGCUAAAGUUUGUCCCAGAGAAGAGUGACGUGGAUCUCCUGGAGGAGCACAAGCAUGAGCUGGACCGCAUGGCCAAGGCUGACCGCUUCCUCUACGAGAUGAGCAGGAUCAACCAUUACCAGCAGAGGUUACAGUCCCUCUACUUCAAAAAGAAGUUUGCUGAAAGAAUCGUCGAAGUCAAACCUAAAGUUGAAGCUCUAACCAGGGCCUCUAAAGAGAUGCUGCAGAGCCGCAACCUCAAGCAGCUUCUGGAAGUGGUCCUGGCCUUUGGUAACUACAUGAACAAGGGCCAGAGGGGAAACGCCUAUGGCUUCAAAGUGUCCUCACUCAACAAGAUCGCUGACACCAAGUCCAGCAUUGACAAGAACAUUACUCUGCUGCAUUACCUGAUCACCAUCCUGGAGCAGAAGUAUCCCAAAGUGGCUGUGUUCCAGGAGGAGCUUCAGAGUGUUCCAGAGGCAGCUAAAGUAAAUAUGACAGAGCUGGAGAAAGACAUCAACAAUCUGCGCUCUGGUCUGAAGAGUGUGGAGAUGGAGCUGGAUUUCCAGAGAGGUCUUCCUCAGGUUUCGGGGGAUAAGUUUGUGUCUGUGGUGAGCCAUUUCAUCACUGUGGCCAGCUUCAGCUUUUCAGAGGUGGAUGAUUCUCUGUCUGAGGCCAAGGAGCUGUUUCUGAAGGCAGUGCAGCAUUUUGGGGAGGAUGCAACCCGUAUGCAGCCUGACGAGUUCUUCGGAAUCUUCGACCAAUUCCUGCAGGCGUUCGCUGACGCUAAGCAGGAGAAUGAGAACAUGCACAGACGCAAGGAGGAAGAGGAGCGACGGGCCCGCAUGGAAGCACAGCUGAAGGAGCAGAGGGAGAAGGAGCGCAAGGCCAAGAAGGCAAAGGAGAACUGUGAGGAAGACGGUGAAUUCGACGACCUCGUUUCAGCCCUGCGCUCCGGGGAGGUGUUCGAUAAGGACUUGUCCAAGAUGAAACGCAACCGCAAACGCGUCAACUCAUCAGCUGAGACCAGCAGGGAGCGACCCGUCACCAAACUGAACCUCUGAAACAACUGAUCCUGUCUUACUGGAGCUAAGCUAUGCUGCCCUCUGGUGUCCUGGCAUGAGCCUAGUGCCCCCAGUUUUGGGAGUGGACAGAACUCCCUUCUAAAACGGAACUGAGCAGGAAAGGUGGUGGACAGACCUCUACUCACUCUUCUGCUACUCAAGCAACAAUAACCCAGAGCUUGUGUCCGUCUGGAAACAGACAUAUAAGAUAUUACCUCCUCUGAAAACCAUGAACUAUGGAUAAGGAGUGACUCUCUAAGCUAUUUGUGUUAAUUGCCAAAACCUACACUUUUAAAAGGCUGUGCUCUGAAUGACAGUUUUUCUCAUGUUGUGGAUGGGACACUUUUUUUAAUAGCAUAGGGCUGUUGCCCUGGAGUAGGACACUCUUCUUAACCCUUCCUACCUGCAAAAAUGGGCAGGAAGUGGAAUGGAAAGCCAGGGGUCACACACCGGCUGUGACACAUUUCCUCUGUUAAACGGGAGAAAGUGGAACAUCUUUCCUGCUAUUGUGUUCAGUCAGUCAGACACCACUAGAGAGUAUAGUAGAGGAUGCCAACCCCAUGCAGAGAAACAGUGUCUCUUGAAGCACAAUCCAUCAUGAAUGAAUUACGUUUUUGAGAUGAGCAAAAAAGCAUAACAAGAAACACAUUUUGAUACUGUUUUUAUCACAAUUUUGAAAAGACCUCAUUUAGAUAUUUAAAGCCAAAUCAAAGAUGCAAUAUUACCAUUUUAUUAGAGCCUAUAACUUUCAUCUAUAAAAUACUCCAUUAGAACUGAAAUAUACAGUAUUGUAGAAGAGUAGGACCUCAUUUUAGGCCUGCUGACUUGAAAGGACAGUGUCACUGUUUCUAUAUUAUUCGAAGAGUUACCAAAAAUAAUUGCUCUUCCUCUGGUCAUCCUAACACACUGAGGAUAUCAGUCUGGAAACUAUGCAGCCCAACAUUUGUUUUUGUGUUCAUUACUGCCAUGUACCGUACCAGUCAAAAGUUUAGACACAACUACUCGUUCAAGGGCAUUUCUUUAUUUGUACUAUUUUCUACAUUGUAGAAUAAUAGUGACGACGUCUAUGAAUUAUGAAUUGGCCAUCACAAAGCCCUGACCUCAAUCUUAUAGAAAAUGUGUGGGCAGAACUGAAAAAGCGUGUGCGAGCAAGGAGGCCUACAAACCUGACUCAGUUACACCAGCUCUGUCAGGAGUAAUGGGCCAAAAUUCACCCAACUUAUUGUGGGAAGCUUGUGGAAAGCUACCCGAAACGUUUGACCGAAGUUAAACAAUUUAAAGGCAAUGCUAGCAAAUACUAAUUGAGUGUAUGUAAACUUCUGACCCACUGGGAAUGUGAUGAAAGAAAUAAAAGCUGAAAUAAAUCAUUCUCUACUAUUAUUCUGACAUGUCGCAUUCUUAAAAUAAAGGGGUGAUCGUAACUGACCUAAGACAGGGAGUUUUUUACUAGGAUUAAAUGUCAAGAAUUAACACAUAGAAUCAUGUAGUAAGCAAAAAUGUUAUACAGUUUUGAUUCUUCAAAGUAGCCACCCUUUGCUGUGAAUGACAGCUUUGCACACUCUUGGCAUUCUCUCAACCAGCUUCAUGAGGAAUGCUUUUCCAGCAGUCUUGAAGGAGUUCCCACAUAUGCUGAGCACUUGUUGGCUGCUUUUCCUUCACUCUGCGGUUUAACUCAUCCUGAACCAUCUCAACCGUGUUGAGGUCGGGUGAUUGUGGAGUCCAGGUCAUCUGAUGCAGCACUCCAUCACUCUUCUUGGUCAAAUAGCCCUUACACAGCCCGGAGGUGUGUUUUGAUCAUUGUCCUGUUGAAAAACAAAUGAUAGUCUCACUAAGACCAAACCAGAUGGGAUGGCGUAUCACUACAGAAUGUUGUGGUAGCCAUGCUGGUUAAGUGUGCCUUGAAUUCUAAAUACAUCACAGACAGUGUCACCAGCAAAGCACCCCUGCACCAUCACACCUCCUCCUCCAUGCUUCACGGUGGGAACCACACAUGCGGAGAUCAUCCGUUCACCUACUCUGCGUCUCACAACCAAAAAUCUCAAAUAUGUACUCAUCAGACCAAAGGACAGAUUUCCACCGGUCUAAUGUCCAUUGCUCGUGUUUCUUGGCCCAAGCAAGUCUUUUCUUAUUAUUGGUGUCCUUUUAGUAGUGGUUUCUUUGCAGCAGUUUGACCAUGAAGGCCUGAUUCACACAGUCUCUGAACAGUUGAUUUUGAGAUGUGUCUGUUACUUGAACUCUGUGAAGCAUUUAUUUGGGCUGCAAUCUGAGGUGCAGUUAACUUUGACCUUAUCCUCUGCAGCAGAGGUAACUCUGGGUCUUCCUUUCAUGUGGCGGUCCUCAUGACAGCCAGUUUCAUCAUAGCGCUUGAUGGUUUUUGCGGCUGCAUUUGAAGAAACAUGCAAAGUUCUUUAAAUGUUCAGCAUUGACUGACCUUUCUCUUUGCUUAUUUGGGCUGUUCUUGCCAUAAUAUGGACUUGGUCUUUUACCAAAUAGGGCUAUCUUCUGUAUACCACCCCUACCUUGUCACAAAACAACUGAUUGGCUCAAACGCAUUAAGAAGGAAAGAAAUUCCACAAAUUAACUUUUAAGAAGGCACACCUGUUUAAUUGAAAUGUAUUCCAGGUGUCUACCUCAUGAAGCUGGUUGAGAGAAUGCCAAGAGUGUCAUUAAGGCAAAGGGUGGCUACUUUGAAGAAUCUCAAAUAUAAAAUUGAUAUUUGAUUUGUUUAACGCUUUUUUUGGUUACUACAUGAUUCCAUAUAUGUUAUUUAAUAGUUUUGAUUAUUCUACAAUGUAGACAAUAGUAAAAAAUAAAGAAAAACCCUGGAACGAGUAGCUGUGAUCAAACUUUUGACUGGUACUGUAUGUGUUUAUUAUGUACAUACUAUGCCCAUUCCAGUGUCACCUCACUUGACUCUCAAAAUCUAGGCGGCAGUCUUCCUUCUCCCUACAGUUUUCAGCCAUUAGCUUCGCCCACGACUGGCUCAUUUGAACUACAAACGUCAAUCAUUGCUUGCGAUGCGGCUUUCGAAACAUAUGGCCCUUAUCUUUCAUCAGAAAGAAUCCUUCAAAUAAAAAAUAUACACUUACUGUAGCGGUUGUGCACAGAUCCAGCUAUGGGUGCCUCCAUCUGACAAAACGACACUUCCCGAACUACGCUUACACAGGUGUUAUGAGCACCGUCUUCUGUAAUGAGCACAGGUGGUUGCCUCUUCUGUCCGUUUUCCGUAAAUAAGCGCUGUAACAUAGAGAUAUGGCCGUGUGGGAACACUGACCCUAUCAAGGUCUGUAUCAAUUGAACCUUUUUUUUGCUGAUUUAUAACAUAAGGUCCUUAUGCUUCCAAAACCGUACCGCAAGCGAUGCGUAUUAUUGUUCAGAUUCAGCGUCAGGGCUCUUAACAAAACUCCCCUGUACAGAAGACGCAUUCAUCCAAUGUGUGUAAUGGAAUGGAACUGAGAGUCAUGGUCAUGGGCUAUUCCUCACUAUAACAUGUACAGCAGAAAGCUUUCAGUUAUUUAGUCUCCCCCAAUUAGUAAAACCUUUUCUCAAACCUUUGGUCACAUUUCUACCAACACCCUCCUUACUUAACUGUGUGAUAGCAUGUCUGAUGUAUGUGGAUUCUUUCUAUACAGAUUUAGUAUUAUUUAAACAACUUUCUAUUUUGAAACUAAAGUAAUAAACCUGGAUGUUAAUUAUC